AAAUGAUGAUCAUCAUCUUCAACUACUCCUCGACUUACAUACCAGUAAAAUACCCUUAAUCUAAAGUGAAUUUAUAGCUAGAAACAAUGACUGCACGGGGCCCCAAAGCGACGAGGCUUGAGAACCCGCGGUCCCGGCGUUUACACGCACGUCGAACGUUUUCCCGGAUGGCCCCACGGAAACCGGACACAAUGGAGUCACUUCCGUUGAGCACAAGGCCAGAAAUCGGACGUGGGGAGACCACACCGCGCCUGUGUACCACCAACGUUAUCUCGCCACCUAUGUUCUGCCCCCUACGGCUCGUCUAUACGAAUCAUUCAUCGAAACGAUUCUUCCAUCAGCGUUGCUUUCCUUCCCCCCUCUCGUCGUGCGGGUGUUAUGCAUUAUUUCCACGGUUUACGUCGAUUUUGACCGUCAGUUUGAUUACAGGUGCCAUUCGCGUUGGACGAUUCUGUUGGGAUUUUCGUUGGGCCACUGGAGGCCCUAUCGAACAUCGAGUUCGAGUUGUAGAUAGAUCAUCCUCUGGAGACAUCGAUCCCUUUCGCGGAUUGGUUCGUUCUUCGGGACCACGACGAACGUGUGUGAAGCUUGUCGACCACCUUUCUUUCCACCGAUGUUGGAACGACCACUGAACGGCGAGCCAACAAAUAAAAAUGAAAAAGUUUAACAACAUAUCGGAUAUACUACAAACGAUCUCCGUGCUAGCUACCUUAAAAGUGGUAGUUAACGGACAAACCACAUGCAAUGGCGGUUUAGGUCGAGUCGUUUACGAGAGACUUCCGGACCAACAGCUUCAGGGCUUCGACGAUGACGUGGUGCGAGACUCAGCCCCGCCGUUCAGAGUUUUGGAAAAGUGUCAGGAGCUCUGUCUGCGGGAUCGAACAGCGACGAACAACCUGGUGCGCGCGUGCACGAGCUUUGACUUCCAACCUGGCAGCAGAAUAGCGUCCUUCAGCGGGGCUGCUGAGUACGAGGAAAGCACUUGCUACUUAACGAGAGAACAAGCGCAACCAGAAGGCAUCGGGAACCUGAUGCUUGUGCCAAACAGCGUCCACUUCACGGAAGUUUGUCUCGGCUCUGACAGGAUAGAAAGAGAAUGCCCGAAUAGGCGCUACGUUUUUGAGAGACAUCCCAGGAAGAAACUGAAACUACCAUUAACGGACAUCAAGGAAGUUAGCGCAGCGAACAGAACAGACUGCGAGGAUAGAUGUCUCAACGAAUUCAGUUUCAUUUGCCGAUCGGCGACCUACGACACAGCCCUAAGGAGCUGUGCCCUAAGUCGUUUCACCAGAAGAACACAUCCUGAAUUAUUAGAAGACGAUCCAAAUUCUGAUUAUCUAGAGAACACAUGCCUCAAUGCGGAGCGCCGCUGCGACGGCCUAGCUGUGUUCGUGAAAGAGGAGAACAAGCGUCUCCGAGGGCCCUUCGAAGUCGACAUCUACACGAACCUAACUUUGGACGAGUGUCAAGCUCUCUGUCUCAGAGCUGAAAAAUAUUUCUGUCGGAGCGUGGAGUUCGACGAGCAGACGCGACAAUGCGUCAUCUCGGAGGAGGACUCCGUCUCCCAGAAGGACGACAUCGGGAUAAGCAACAGCCCGAGCCACCACUUCUACGAUUUGGUUUGUCUGGACAAUCAUCCGCCCAUAGCACGCGGCUCCGAGUACCCAGACAGCAGCUCCUCAUCGCACCUCUUCUCCGACGGACGUCGACCUGACACCGCCUUCCAGCGGUACCGGAACUCGCGUUUAAGCGGGGAAUUCCACUCGGAAAUAACCGGGCGCAGCUUGAGCGAAUGCCUCGACGAGUGUCUUCGACAGACCAGCUUUCAAUGCAGGAGCGCAGUUUACUCCGAGCAUUACCACACUUGUCGACUGAGUCGAUUCAAUCAACGAGAUGGCCACAGGAUCAUCUACGAUGCGGAUUACGAUUACUACGAGAACCUUAUGCAUCAAUACUUGGAUGGGGAUCGAGACAGUCCUGGAUACCGACCAGAUCCCUUGGGACAGGAUACGAAUUUUGGACGACCGUCCUUAGGACGACCUGGCUAUCCAGACGAUUACGACAAGGGAUACACCAGCAGCGUGAAGCCAGAUCGGUUCCCAGAUCGCCACCCUGACCGUUAUCCUGACCGUUAUCCUGACCGUUUCCCAGAUCGUUAUCCCGACAGAUACCCAGAUCGAUAUCCUGAUAAAUACCCCGAUCGAUACCCUGACAAAUACCCAGAUAGAUACCCAGAUCGUUAUCCUGACAAAUACCCAGAUCGUUAUCCAGACAAGUAUCCAGAUCGUUACCCAGACAAGUAUCCAGAUCGCUAUCCUGACCGUUUCCCAGCAGACAGAUACCCAGACAGAUACCCGAUGAGUGGACACUAUCCAAUCGGAGCUGGAGGAGACUUCCCAGACCCCAUAGAUCGGUAUCCAGGUAACGAUCGCUAUCCUAUAGAUCGUUACCCAGUGAGCGAUCGUUACCCAAUUGGAGACAGAUAUCCAUCCUCUGACAGAUACCCAGCCUCUGAUAGAUACCCAUCCUCUGAUAGAUACCCGAUUUCCGAUCGAUUCCCGAUCAGAGGCGGCGAUCGUCGUCCUGUGCCUGCGGAUCGAUACCCAAUUCCCGAUCCAGCCAUAGACAGAUAUCCAACGAACCCUCGAUUCCCAACUGGAGUCGGUAGCAGGUACCCGAUAUCCCCUACUCGCUAUCCGAGCGACAGCGAUCGGUAUCCCAACGCCAUUGACCGAUACCCCGUUCCAGAGGACCCCUUGGAUCGAUAUCCCUCAGGAUUAGGUGGGGCCAGGCCUCACGCUGAUCGAUAUCCCAUCAGUGAAAGAUACCCGGACAAGGACCUUUAUCCCAACCGGUACCCUCCACCCCCAGCUCACGGAAGUGGCUACCCAAUCGACGACGGCUAUGGACCCCAAUCGCACCCAGAACGCCCCCCCUUCGGCGCAGCUGGGCCCACGCGUCCUUUAGGCUUCGGAGGAUACAACAACGACGGUGGUAGUAUAAUUGGCGGAGGCUACGUGGGUGAGGGUGGAGUCUACAACACCAGACCCUUCGGGACGAGCGGUGGUCCCAUCAUUGGUCGUCCCCCUCUGGUCUCGAGAUGCGACGAACAGGACAAUUUCCGUCAAGUGGGCCCCCACACCAGGGUCCGAAAACCGUUCGUCAGACGGUACACAACCGCCUCCUCCCUUGCUCAGUGUGAAAGGGAAUGCGCCGACGCCAGGGACUUCGUCUGCAGGUCUUUCAACUAUCGGCCCUACGCAGCCCCAUUUGGCGCUGAAAGGGACAACUGCGAGCUCAGCGACAGGGACUCCAGGGACAUGGACAUGGGGAACCCUGUCUACUAUGACACAGGCUCCGAUUACGAUUUCUACGAGAGGAACAACGGUAGACAGGGCGUGGACGCUGAAUGUCUCGACGUGAGUCAAGUCUGUAGCGAAGAUGGAAUGGAGUUUACGUUAAGGACACCGGAAGGAUUCAUCGGCCGGAUAUACACGUACGGCUAUUACGAUCGCUGCUUCUUCCGUGGGAAUGGCGGAACCGUAAACGUGCUGAGAAUCAGCGGUCCUCAGGGUUACCCCGAAUGCGGAACUCAAAGAUACGGCGACACAAUGACGAACAUCGUUGUGGUGCAGUUCUCCGACUACGUGCAAACCGGAAGGGACAAACGUUUCAAUCUCACCUGCCUGUUUCGAGGCCCUGGCGAAGCUGUCGUCACGUCCGGCUACAUCGGUGCCGGGUAUGCCAGGUCAGGGUCUCCGAUCCCUAUCGAAUAUCUUCCAGCAGAAAAUACCUUGAGUUCUCGAGUGCGUCUGCUUAUUCUCUAUCAAGGCAGGCCCACAACCACCAUCGCUGUCGGUGACCCACUCACCUUCAGGCUAGAAGCCCAGGAUGGGUACAAUUAUGUGACUGACAUCUUCGCCACCAACGUCAUAGCGAGAGAUCCUUAUUCUGGAAGGAGCGUUCAACUAAUAGACAGAUACGGCUGUCCAGUGGACAACUACGUGUUCCCAGGAUUAGAUCGUUUGCGAGAAGGAGACAGCCUCGAGGCGCGUUUCAACGCCUUCAAAAUCCCGGAAUCCAAUUUCUUAGUGUUCGAGGCGACUGUGAGGACGUGCAGGGACGGUUGUCAGCCUGCUUACUGUUCUGGUGGCACCGGAAGAAGCGAGCCGUCUUUUGGAAGGAGGCGAAGAGACAUCUCGACCAAUGAUACGGUCAAUGAAGAAAAUGAAAUGACCACGAUAAUCGAGAAUAAUGCAAACGACACGUCCUCAGCAACCAAUUCCACGAACGUCGAUGACAUUCACACUGAAGAAGAGGAGGAGGAGGAGGAGGAACACGUCAGAGAAAUGAUUGAGGUGCUAGAUUCAAGAAUGGAGAUCGACGAAGAAACGAUGAUGGAGAGACAGACCACCAUUAUGGAGAACGUUUGCAUAACACCCAACGAGUAUUACGGACUCGUGACAGCGGUGGCAGUCCUCGUGGUGCUUCUAGCUUCCGUAGUAUUGUUGUCCAUGCUGAUCUACAGAAAAUACGCUUACGCGGUGAUCACGAAGAACCGUAGAGUUGAUAAAGCAUGCAAUCGCAGCAGUCAUUCGGAUGACGCUUACAGCAGUCGAGCGAAUAAUUUCUCCUUCCUACGGACAGGCCUUCAGAAACCGUUUCAAUCGACGUCGAUCUCCAGAUCCAUGAGCAACGUGAUUAGUCAACGCGUGAGCUCAUCGUCUACAGCUCUGGAGGGUGCCGUGGGAUUGUCGUCCAGCAGAAGGACUGGCUUCGACCCCAGCGAACCUAUUUACACCGAUCCAUCGCUCUUCGAGGUCGCUCGCUGCUCGUCGCCUAAACCUGCACUCAAUGAUAACUUCCAUCUGAUGUAAAAUAAGGGAAAC
Hylaeus anthracinus is the source of this 4889-nucleotide messenger RNA. RefSeq lists its product as uncharacterized. The record is from RefSeq and is a predicted model, not a curated record. The transcript has 19 exons. NCBI's taxonomy places the organism in Eukaryota, Metazoa, Arthropoda, Insecta, Hymenoptera, Colletidae. Bases 654 to 4877 code for a protein of 1407 amino acids.